Messenger RNA from Gekko japonicus, 638 nucleotides. RefSeq names its product mitochondrial ribosomal protein S16 (gene MRPS16). Bases 83 to 496 code for a protein of 137 amino acids. Gene Ontology annotation, biological process: mitochondrial translation. The record is from RefSeq and is a predicted model, not a curated record. The transcript is spliced from 4 exons. Lineage: Eukaryota; Metazoa; Chordata; Lepidosauria; Squamata; Gekkonidae. Gene Ontology annotation, molecular function: structural constituent of ribosome. Gene Ontology annotation, cellular component: ribosome; mitochondrial small ribosomal subunit.
CCAGCCGCGCUGUGCGCAUGCGCCCUAGGGAGAGCUACGGAGGUGACGUGAGUUCUUGCCCUGGGAGCUUCAAGAAGACAUCAUGGUUCACCUCGGGCAACACCUCAUGAAACAGUACCACAAGUCUCACCUGGUCAUCCGCUUUGCCCUCGGCGGCUGUGCCAACAGGCCGUACUACCGGAUCGUGGUUGCCGAGAACAAGCGGGCCCGUGACGGCAAAUACGUGGAGCAGCUGGGCUGCUAUGACCCCCUCCCAAACGACCAUGGCGAGAAGAUUAUCGGCUUGAACAUCGAGCGCAUUAAAUACUGGCUGGGCCGUGGGGCCUAUACCAGCAUGCCUUUUCAAAAGCUUCUGGGACUUGCUGGAUUUUUCCCCCUGCAUCCCAUGACCAUCACCAACGCAGAACGGCUCAAGAGGAAACGGGCCCGGGAGACGGCUGCAGUCAUGGAGGCGGCUUCAGUUACUCAGGAAGAGGACUCUGCGGCAAAGGAAUGAAGGCGAACAGGGGGGACAGACUGGGCCUGAUUCCUUCAAGGACUUUUGCUGCCAGCUCCGAGGGACUCUCAGGGCCAGGAUGCCCAGAAGUGCACAGAAGCAACCCGAAUCCCCAAGAUUUAUUAAAACCUCUUUUGGGUGU